AGCCGACAGCGAACGUAAACAAAGCGCCGGGCCCCGGGGUGGAAGCCGGCCGCAGGGAGCUGGCGCGCGUUCCGGCCGCGGCUGCCCUCCGCCGCAGCGCCAGCUCUCCCGAAAUAGACCUUUCUAAGGCGUCUUUUAUUCGGGCUCCGGCGGGCCGGGGAGAGCCCGGAGCGGCCCCACGCACUCGGCCCUGGCCCCUCCCCCUCCUCGGGAUGACUUGGGGACCCCACAAGCCGCCCCUCCGUGCCGCCGCGGGGCGUUUUCUCCGGGCGGAGGCGCUCAGAAAGCCCUCGUUCGCGGCCCGGCCGGCCGGGUGUCCCGGGCGCGCAGCCCUUGUCCCGGCCGCCGCCGUCAGCCCCGGGCCCGGAGCGCGGUGGCGGAGCCCCCCGAGGAGCCGGGGGCCGGCGCCCCGCGCCCCCCAGACAUGGUGGGCCACUUGCAUCUGCAGGGCAUGGAGGAGAGCCUGCGGGAGCGGAGCCGGGAGGGCCUGCUGGACAGCCCCGACUCCGGGCUGCCCCCCAGCCCCAGCCCCAGCCCGCCCUUCUACUCUCUGGAGCCUGGCAUCCUCGACGCCCGCGCGGGGGGCGCCGGCGCCCCCUCGGAGCCCCCCGGACCCGGCGAGGCCAGAGCGCCCCCGCCUCGCCCCCCGAACCCCCCGGCGCUGGAGAUGCGGCCGCGGCUGCUGCCGGUGUUCUUCGGCGAGGGCAUCGAGGUGAGCCCUGCGCCUGCGCACGAGAUCCGCUGCAACUCUGAGGUCAAGUACGCCUCCGAGAAGCACUUCCGGGACAACGUCUUCUACGCGCACGUGCCCACGGUGACGGCCUACAGCGAGACGAUCGUGGCGGCGCCCAACUGCACGUGGCGCAGCUACCGCAGCCAGCUGACCCUGGAGCCGCGCCCGCGCGCCCUGCACUUCGGGAGCACCACCAUCAUCUUCCCCAAGCACGCCCGCAGCUCCUUCCGCACCACCCUGCACUGCAGCCUGGGCCGGCCCUGCCGCCGCUUCACGUCCAGCGUGCAGCUGCAGCCGGGCCAGCACCCCGGGGCCCACGGCCUCGGGCCCUCCGCGCUCUGACGGGGCGACCGAGGACCGCAGACUCCAGGGCUGAGCCUGGAUCCGGGCAGGAGGAGGGUGGGGAGGCCCAGGGCCCGGCCCGCUGCCCGGCCGGUGCGGCCUGGUGGACCCCGUACACGGAUCAGUUCUAUUAGUCCCUAAAGCACAAGGCGCAGGUGUGAGUCCGCAGCCAGGCGGUGGCCGCCCCCAGGGGCAGGCCGAGGAGUCUUGGCUGGGGGACCUGCUGCAGCUCCGCCAGGCCCUGGCCCCACUGUCUGUCCAGGCUGGGGGACGAGGGACGCUGUCCGGCUUCCCUGGCGCGUGCGGCUUGGCACCAAGGGGCUGAGCAAGCAAGCCCUGGCGUACACGGAGCCGGGAGGUCGGGCUGGGGCCGGAAGGACACUGCUGCCGCGGCUGGUGCUGGGGGGGGGGGGGGGGGGGGGGGGG
This is a messenger RNA of Phyllostomus discolor (pale spear-nosed bat), 1501 nucleotides long. RefSeq names its product refilin-A. The transcript has 4 exons. Gene Ontology annotation, biological process: negative regulation of bone mineralization involved in bone maturation; negative regulation of chondrocyte development; actin filament bundle organization. The coding region runs from base 425 to 1075 and encodes 216 amino acids. Gene Ontology annotation, molecular function: filamin binding. Gene Ontology annotation, cellular component: actin filament bundle. The record is from RefSeq and is a predicted model, not a curated record. Lineage: Eukaryota; Metazoa; Chordata; Mammalia; Chiroptera; Phyllostomidae.